This is a messenger RNA of Solenopsis invicta (red fire ant), 674 nucleotides long. RefSeq names its product COA8 family protein CG14806, mitochondrial (gene Coa8). Bases 112 to 582 code for a protein of 156 amino acids. Gene Ontology annotation, cellular component: mitochondrion. NCBI's taxonomy places the organism in Eukaryota, Metazoa, Arthropoda, Insecta, Hymenoptera, Formicidae. The transcript is spliced from 3 exons. Gene Ontology annotation, biological process: intrinsic apoptotic signaling pathway. The record is from RefSeq and is a predicted model, not a curated record.
UGCAGAUGUUUUUGAACGCAUUUCUGAGGUUACUGAACGAGGUUAUGUAAAACAAAAGACAAAAGAACAAGAAGUGUCACAUUGUAUUAAUAUGAUAAAAUCUUAAAAAAGAUGGUAAACGUCAUAUCGCAAUGUUAUAAUCGCCAUACAAAAUUCAUAAAAUUGUAUCGCUUAUUUAGUGUGAAAACGGCUAAACUGGAAAAUAAUCAUGAACUUCCUGAUGUAAUUGGUCCUCCUGAUCCAGUUUCGAACUUAAGGCCUGUUGUAUUUGCCGGCUCAACAAAUGAAACAUAUUUUGAAAAGAAAUAUAGGAAGCUUAGGAAAGAGACACAACAGUGGAAUCAGAUAUUCUGGUACAAGCAUAAUACUAGUUUUAUCAAGGAACGUAAACAAUUUCAACAGAUGUCAAAGGCACAAGGAAAGAUAGCAUUAACUGCAGAUGACAUGUCAAUAUUUUAUAAAGAAUUUUUAGAUAAAAAUUGGCAUUCUCACUUUAAUUACAACAUUGCGUGGUAUAAAAGUAAUAUAAAAAUUCUAUUUUUUGGAAUAGCAGCAAAAUUAUCUAGGUUUAAAUUUAAAUAAAUUUGUAUAAUCUAAUUGAGUGAGACAUUGAUAUAAUUGUACAAAUUAUUUAAUGUUAAAAUGAUUUAAAUAUAAAUAUUUUUGAAAUGCUA